AUGUAAUAACAGUAAAAUUAAAGUUAGAAUGCUUCGAAAAUAUAUAAAAAAGCAAAUCCUAAUAAUAAUUGUCAAACAGACUUAAAAUAAUUCUCUCCAAGAACAACUGAAUCAUCAAGUCGAAAAAUUAGUCAUAUUUAUGAAGAUGAAUUCCGUUAGAGGGUUGAUUUCAUAUUGCAUGAGAAUCAUUAACAAUUAAAUUUAGGAAAUCAAUUAUUAAAAUAGUUAGAAGAAAUUAAAUAAUAACAAGUUGAUAGAAAUGAAGAAAUCUUAAGAGCAAUGAAAUUUUAUAAAAACUUUCAUACCCAUUCUCCUUAAAGAUAAUAAUCAACAGAAUAAAGAAGUAUUUCUCCUAAAUCUAAAAAUACUAAUGUAUAAUAAUGGUAAAAGGGAUUUUAGAAUCCUGAGAUCAAAGAUGUUUUUGAUAAAUUAGGUCAAUAUAAGUUUGUAGAAUUGAAUUAUUUUCAAGAAGAAUUGCAAGAGUCUGAUAAGCAAGUACCAUCUCUUGCCUAUAAAAAAAUUCAUAAUAAAGAUUUAAAUCAACUUCCAGAAUAAAUAAAAUACUUUAGUCCUACUUAUUUAAAAUCAAUUCUAGAUUUUUCUAAACAAUAGGCAAAUUCUAUUAAAUAAUAUAUCUAAUAAGUAAUAGAGAAUAGUAUUGAUAAGAUUCAUGUUAAAAAACCUUCAUUAAAAUAAUCAAGUAAAUAUGCUGAUAUUAAUUGGUAAAAAAUAGAAUAAAACUUUAAAGAUUAAACAUCUUUGAUUAACGAAUUAUAACAUGAAAUAGUUCUAUUAUAAACUUCUAUUUAGCUUAUGUAAAAAGAUUUUGGAGAAGUACAAUAAUAGUAAUAAACAAAUAUUGAAUAGACUGAUGAAAAAAUUAGUAAAUUAUCAAAUGAUAUCCUUUAAUUAUAAGAAAAUACUAAUAGUACAAUUAAUUAAAAAGAUUUCACAAAAAAAUCCUCAACUAUUUCAAGAUAAUCAAUAAGUAAUUUAUCAGAAACACAAAUUAAAAGAACAACAAAGUAAAAAUAAACAGAUUUAGUAGAGAAACAUGCAAUGUUGAAUUAUUUUAGAGCUGAAUUUGUCACUAGUUUUGAUGAAAUUAAUUAAAAGUUUUAAUAAAUGCUUGAUGAUAAUAAAAAAUUAUUUGAAGAGAAAUUAAAAGGUUUAAGUUAAGAAUUUAAAAAUUUAUCAGAUGCUAUUAAUUAUACUCAAAUUUUAUAGAAUAUCUCUAGUUCAGUAGAACAAAGUAAUAACCAAGAAUUGAUCUAAAAGAGUUGUACAGAGAGAGCUUAAGAAAUUAUUGAUAAUGAAAGUGUUAGUAAUGUCAAAUCUUAAUAAGAAUCAAAUAAAGAAGUUUAAGUAAAAGAUACAUAAUAAACUGAUUAGUCCAUUAAUUAGGAGAUUCAUACAGUAAAGAUUUAAAAUGAUGUAUUAAUUAAUUAAACUAAUUAAAUGAAAGAUGAUAUUUAACGAUUAAAUAGAUGGAUUAAAGAAUUAUAAAAUUUUAACUCUCUUUAUUAGACUAAAUUUGAAUAAAGACUUUCUUAAGUUUAAAGUGAACAUGAACUGAUUCAAUAAGAAUAAGAAUAAUGUAAAAUAAUUAUGACAACUUUCAAAAAUUCCAUAAGAGUUGAUGGCAUUUAAAAUUCUGAACAUAGUUUUAGAUCAGAUUAAGAACUAGUAUUAUAAAAACAAUAUUCAGAAGCAAAUAUACAUCUUCAUUUUUAACAAUUAGAUUUAAAAGUUCAAGAUUUAUAAAUAGAAGUUGAAAAUAUUAACAAAAAACUUUAAAAAUUACUUGAUAAUAAAACUUAGAAAAAUAUUAGUAUAAAUGAAAUAUUAAUAAAUCUUCAUUAAUAAUAGCAGAUAGCUAAUUUAUGUAUAAUAUCAGAAAAAAAAGAAAUUUCAAGUUUAGGAAUAAAUUAAAAUGAAAUUAAAAAUGUCACUUACAACAGUGUCUAUGAUAAUUCCUUUUUUACAGCAUUUGCUUAUUAAUUUUUGAAAAAUAAAAUAAUGUAUGAAUAAGAUGAAUUUUAUUCUUUUAUUGAAGAUAUAAAACUUCUCAAUUUUAUCAUAUAUUGUGAUUAGUUACAUAUUACAUAAUCUCAAUUUGGAUAAAUUAAAUAAUUAUUAAUUCUAUAUUUGAUUCAAAUUUUUAAUGAAGAUUCUGAAGAAAGAAUAAAAGCAUUUAAUUAAUUAUAUAAAAAUUAGAAUAAUCUAAAUUUCCACAUUUUAGUUAAUAUUUUUAUUAGAAAUCUGAUUCAUUCAAAAAUAUAGUCAACCUUAAAAAUAUUGAAUUGGAAUACAGAAUUAGAAGAUGCAUUAAAUCUGUAAUCUUUAUCACAAUAACUUAAUAUGUAAUAUUUUUUAUCUAUUUUUAAGAUCCCUUUAAUUCUUACAAGUUAGCAAUAAUCAAUUAAAAUUAAAUACCUUUGAGCAAGGAAAAGACAAAAUAGGAAUGUUAGAUUAUAACAAAUAAUAUUUUAUCAUAAAUCAAGAAUGA
Molecule: messenger RNA, 2509 nt
Organism: Paramecium sonneborni
Lineage: Eukaryota; Ciliophora; Oligohymenophorea; Peniculida; Parameciidae
Source: the annotation of a GenBank genome assembly